Molecule: messenger RNA, 2254 nt
Organism: Xenopus tropicalis (tropical clawed frog)
Lineage: Eukaryota; Metazoa; Chordata; Amphibia; Anura; Pipidae
Product: vomeronasal type-2 receptor 26-like
Exons: 6
Coding region: 106-2082 (658 amino acids)
Biological process (GO): G protein-coupled receptor signaling pathway
Cellular component (GO): plasma membrane; membrane
Molecular function (GO): G protein-coupled receptor activity
Source: RefSeq, a predicted model, not a curated record
AGUGCGGGGGCUUCUGCUUGUGCUCUGGAAGAUCAGAGUCCGAGUGGAGUCCAACAGGAUGGGGAUAUAAUAUUGGGAAUAGUUCUUUCUUUAUUUAGGUCAAGAAUGGAUGAGAAGGAAAUUCAAUUCAACCACAAACCUUCCCCACGCAAAUGCAAUUAUCCAUCACUUAUAUAUUAUCAACAUUAUCUAGCAGCCAUUUUUGCCAUUGAGGAGAUCAAUCAGAAUGCUAACAUCUUACCCAACCUGACCCUUGGCUACCGUAUCUAUGAUGCCUGCACCAGUGAAAGUCGGGCAGCAGCCAACACUCUGAGCAUAUUGACUGGGAGGACGGCAUCUGUACCCAACUAUUCCUGCAAUGACAAGGGAACACUUGCUGCUUUUGUGGGUCAUUUACUUUCCACACUGACCCAUGUAGUAUCGGACAUGACAACAAUUUACAAGUUCCCUCAGAUCAGCUAUGGGGCUCAGGAUCCUGCUCUGGAUGACAGGCAGCAAUACCCAACAUUAUACAGGACUAUCAUCAGUGAAAAGUAUCACUUUGUAACCAUCAGUCAAAUACUCAAACUGUUUGGUUGGACGUGGGUGGGAAUUAUCUGCUCAGAUGAUGAAAGUCACCAAAGUGCUGUUAAUAAAAUAAAGUUUGAGAUCACAAAAAGUGGGGGUUGUGUGGAAUUUGUGGCUGUGUACACUACUGAAAAUGUAUGGAUAAAAACAAAAUUUUUAGAAAAAAUAAAGUCUUCAUCAGCAAAUGUCAUUAUUGUCAGCAGCGACUCCCAUAUGCUGCUCCACAUUUUAUUGAGUAUUCACACAGAUAUAGAACUCAAGAAAUUUUUAAUAUUUUCAUCAUCUCUGGAAAACAUGAGUAACUUUGGGGAUUCUUCACUCAAUGGGUCAUUGAUCAUCUCAGACAAUUCCUCUGGGAUAUACAUUCCAGCCUGUACAAUGAAUGAUACUCUGGGUAUGACUGGUACUUCAUAUUUCGCCAUAACAAAUUUCUAUAUCACUUACAAUCUGUACAUUGCCGUGUAUGGCCUGGCACAUUCCCUGCAUGAGAUCCCACAGUCUGUGUGUAUUGGUAUCUGCCAGGCGGGAUACAGAAAAGCUGAAAAAAAAGGCCUCCCAGCCUGCUGUUAUGAAUGCGUACAGUGUUCCGAUGGAGAGAUUGCCAAUGUAUCAGACAUGGAAAACUGCAUAAAGUGCCCUGAAGAUGAGUGGUCCAACGAGAAUAGAAAUAAGUGCAUUAAGAAAACCAUUGACUUUCUGUCUUAUGCUGAACCUCUGGGUUUGAGUUUAGCGAUCUUGGCAAUUCUGUUAUCCAUCACUGCAUCUCUAGUCCUUGGAAUCGUUAUCAAGAACAGACACAGCCAGAUUGUGAAAGCCAAUAAUCAAGAACUUAGUUAUAGUCUUCUCCUAACACUUAUACUAUCCUUUCUCUGCACAUUACUCUUUUUAGGAAAACCCAUGAAGGUGACCUGUAUGUUUAGACAAGUUACUUUUGCAGUCAUAUUUACCACAAGCAUCUCCUCGGUUUUGGGGAAAACUGUAACUGUACUGAUUGCAUUUCAUGCUAUAACACCUGGAAGUAUGUUGAAGAUCUGGGUUGGAAAAAGAGUUCCAAGGUGUCUUGUUCUUCUUUUAUCUCUGGGAGAGGUUAUAAUUUGCAUUAUGUGGUUUCUACAUUGCCCACCAUUCCCUGAUUAUGAUACCAGAUCCCAACCAUCUGUGAUGACCUUGCAGUGUAAUGAAGGUUCUGCUGUGGCAUUCUACAUUGCAGUAGGGUACAUUGGAAUGCUGGCCUCUGUCAGCUUCAUUACCGCUUAUCUUGCCCGUGGGUUACCUGACAUAUUUAAUGAAGCCUCACACAUCACCUUUAGCAUGUUGGUGUUCUGCUGUGUGUGGAUCGCUUUCAUCCCAACAUACUUGAGCUCCAAAGGCAAAUACAUGGUGGCAGUAGAGAUAUUUGCUAUUCUUUCUUCCAGCUCUGGGUUGUUGGGAUGUAUAUUUAUACCCAAAUGUUACAUCAUCCUUUUAAAACCUAAAAAAAGGGUCAAGGAGAAAGCAACUUCUAAAAAAAAAUAAACCAAAGUUACUCAACUAUAAAACACAUUAAUAUUUUUCACAACAUAUUUACUUUUGCAUAAUUAUUUUUGGUUUACACUUCCUGUUUUUUUUCCUGGCCGGGUAUAUCCCCAUCUCUCCCAGACUGACUUUGUUGUUAUAUAGUUGCAUUCUCUGGAACUCCUUUUUAGUG